Molecule: messenger RNA, 1098 nt
Organism: Xylaria bambusicola
Lineage: Eukaryota; Fungi; Ascomycota; Sordariomycetes; Xylariales; Xylariaceae
Exons: 2
Coding region: 176-757 (193 amino acids)
Source: RefSeq, a predicted model, not a curated record
AGAAGAGGGAAGUCUAGAAGAGAUAACGCAAUGACAGGAGGAGGCAGGAGGUGGGAGUUGGACUAACGAUACUAAUUUCUAAUAGUUACUCAAUUCGCUCCGCGCGAAUUUUGCUACCGACGACCUACCACAUCCCUCAAUCCCACAUCAUAUCCCCAUACCCGACCUAUCGGCCAUGAUCCACCGCCACCAUCGUGCGACACAAGCGGCGCCGUCUCCGCUGAUCUCGGUCUGCGGGCGGUAUCUGCCGUUCCUGUACCACUUCAUCUCGACACUCAUCGCCGCACCGCACAACUUUGCCGUUGUUGUCGUCGAUGCGGAGGGUAAGUUCGAUGUCACGCGCUUAGUAAAUCCAAGUCUAGGUUUAAGAUCAAGUCCCAAAGCUGAAGGAAAGAAGACGAGUCUACCUGCUACCACGAAGGAUCUAGCGCAUGUGUACGUCUACAGACCGGAAAGCCGGGCUCGGGAACAUGUUGAUGCUGUACUGAGUGGUGUUGAUGAGUUUAUGGUGUAUGGGGACCAUGAGAGCAAGGGACGAGCUUGGUGGGGUACGGUGGUGGUUGGAGGGAUUGGAGGUGAUGUUAAUGCGGGAUGGAAGGGGUGGUGUAGAGUUGAUAGGGAGGGUGUUGUGGGGUUUGCGCCUGGAAUUAGUGUUGAAGAGGCGCUGAGAGAACGGGGGAGGAGACAUGAGGUUGUUGAUCAGGCGGGUUGGAGUGCGGCGUCGAGUUGGGGGACGUAUGUGUGGAAGGGAGGAUAAGAUGGUGAGUUGAGUUGAACUAGGCAUGAGCAUUGAUACUUAUGACUUGCGGCAAUUAUACGUUUGAUUCGACGCCUGCCUUGAUGAUGAUGAUGAUGGUUAUUGGUUACGCCUAUCAAGAUUGACCUCAGCUAAUGCCUGCUUGAACCCGUGGACUUCUUAUAAAGAUGCCGAAACGUAAUCUCACGAUGAUACCGUACCCAUAUGAAUGUGAAGAAGGCAGGAUCCCCACGGGGAGAUCUGGGCGGGUGGCAUUAGUGGGCCAAGGACCGGCAGCUGUCUCGGCCCACCCCGUCAAGCUGCUCCAGCAAAACUAAAUCAAGACCCCUGCAUACCUCUAA